AAGCACACACAUGACUUACAGUCACAGACAAAAACACGGUUUGGACGAGACACGAGCUAUCUAUCUAUAUAUUUGCCUUUUUUCCUGGUCGCUUCCUGUGUGUUUUUUUUUUCCAUGCCUGCCCGGUUUGAACGUAGCUGACACGGUUCGUCCAAUGGUAUCAGUCCACAUGCAGCGCAGGGAAGAGGGGCAGCAGUGAGGCACUUUGAUAAAACCAGGCUGUCAGCACCGUGUGCAGCCACAGAGAGCUGCGCCACGGUGAGGCAGGCAGGACACGGCGACGGUAGCACGGGAGAGACCAGACCGGGUGAAAGCAACCCUCUUCACAGACACACAGGACACUGCCGCAGACACUUUCCCCACCAUUUUCGGAGAUAAGAGGAGCCUCAGAGUGACCCUCAUCCAGACAGACAAGAGGAAUUUGGCUCAACACAACAUUUUUCUGCCGUAAUUUGCGGGAAGAAGAUCUUAACCGGAGCCAAGGAAAGGGAAAACCGAGCAGACCGCGGUCAAUAGCUGUCGAUAUCUAUCCGAGUAAAUGCUCAGCUCGCAGUUGGCAAACUCCUCAUUCCUCUGAAAGUGUUGACAGUUUAUAUAUUUAUAUUUUUAAAGAGCCUGAAGCUACCACACGGCAGUGUUUGUGUAAAGCUGUGCGGUGAAGGAGCCGUCUGUCCGCCAUGGAGAACGCUCACACGAAGAGUGUGGAAGAAGUUUACAGUUAUUUCUGCGUCAAUGAGAGCACAGGACUUUCCCUGGACGAGGUGAAGCGUCAGAAGGAGAAAUGGGGCCUAAACGAGUUACCAGCAGAGGAAGGGAAAUCUUUGUGGGAGCUCGUCCUCGAGCAGUUUGAAGAUUUACUUGUUCGAAUUCUUCUGCUGGCUGCAUGUAUAUCUUUUGUACUGGCCUGGUUUGAGGAGGGAGAAGAAACCAUCACUGCCUUCGUGGAGCCUUUUGUAAUUCUACUCAUUCUUAUAGCCAAUGCCAUCGUCGGUGUGUGGCAGGAACGCAAUGCUGAGGAUGCCAUUGAGGCACUUAAAGAGUAUGAGCCUGAGAUGGGGAAAGUGUACCGGCAGGACAGGAAAACUGUGCAGAGGAUCAAGGCCCGAGACAUUGUGCCUGGUGACAUUGUCGAGGUUGCUGUUGGAGAUAAGGUUCCUGCUGACAUCCGUAUCUGUUCCAUCAAAUCAACAACUCUGAGGGUAGACCAGUCCAUUCUGACCGGUGAAUCUGUCUCUGUCAUCAAACAUACCGACCCUGUGCCCGACCCGCGAGCUGUCAACCAGGACAAGAAGAACAUGCUCUUCUCUGGUACCAACAUUGCAGCUGGGAAGGCUGUGGGCGUGGUCGUGUCCACCGGUGUUAACACGGAGAUCGGUAAGAUCCGUGACGAAAUGGUGGCCACCGAGCAGGAGAAGACGCCCCUGCAGCAGAAACUGGAUGAGUUCGGCGAGCAGCUGUCCAAGGUCAUCUCCCUCAUCUGCAUCGCCGUGUGGAUCAUCAACAUCGGCCACUUCAAUGACCCCGUCCAUGGAGGCUCGUGGGUCCGCGGGGCUGUCUACUACUUCAAGAUCGCCGUGGCGCUGGCUGUGGCUGCCAUCCCCGAGGGUCUUCCCGCCGUCAUCACCACCUGCCUGGCCCUGGGGACUCGCCGCAUGGCCAAGAAGAACGCCAUUGUCCGCAGCCUGCCAUCGGUGGAGACCCUGGGCUGCACCUCUGUCAUCUGCUCUGACAAGACAGGAACCCUGACCACCAACCAGAUGUCUGUGUGCAGAAUGUUUGUUGUAAAAAAGGCUGAAGGGGACAGCUGCUUUCUGUCAGAGUUCACAAUCACAGGUUCUACCUAUGCACCUGAAGGAGAAGUGUACCAGGAUGGUAAACCAGUGAAGAGCUCCCAGCAUGAUGCCCUGAUUGAACUGGCAACCAUCUGUGCCCUGUGUAACGACUCCUCUCUGGACUUCAACGAGGUGAAGGGUGUGUACGAGAAGGUCGGUGAAGCCACAGAGACGGCACUGACCUGUCUGGUGGAGAAGAUGAACGUCUUUGACACCGACGUCCACAGCUUGUCCAAGAUCGACAGAGCCAACGCCUGCAACUCGGUGAUCAAGCAGCUGAUGAGAAAGGAGUUCACCCUGGAAUUCUCCAGAGACAGAAAGUCCAUGUCCGUUUACUGCACCCCCAACAAUCGUUCUUCCAUGGGCAAGAUGUUUGUCAAGGGGGCCCCUGAGGGAGUUAUUGAGAGGUGCACUCACGUACGAGUUGGCAACAGCAAAGUUCCCCUCAGCAAACCUAUCAAGGAAAAGAUCAUGUCUGUAAUCCGUGACUACGGAACAGGUCGCGACACCCUGAGGUGCCUGGCUCUGGCCACAAGAGACAGCCCACCCAAAAUGGAGGACAUGAUACUGUCUGACACUGCCAAAUUUGUGGAUUACGAGUCCGACCUGACCUUUGUCGGCUGCGUCGGCAUGCUGGACCCUCCCAGACAGGAGGUGGCCGCCUCAAUCAUGCUGUGCCGACAGGCUGGCAUCCGCGUCAUCAUGAUCACUGGAGACAACAAGGGCACAGCUGUGGCUAUCUGCCGCCGCAUCGGCAUCCUGAGCGAGGAAGACGAUGUGGAACGCAUGGCCUUCACGGGACGAGAGUUUGACGAGCUCUCGCCCUACGAUCAGCGUGAGGCUGUGACUCACGCCCGCUGCUUUGCCCGCGUCGAGCCUUCACACAAGUCCAAAAUCGUUGAGUUCCUGCAAGGAUUCGACGAGAUCACUGCUAUGACAGGUGAUGGAGUGAACGAUGCCCCUGCCUUGAAGAAGGCAGAGAUCGGCAUCGCCAUGGGCUCUGGCACUGCCGUGGCCAAGUCAGCCUCUGAAAUGGUCCUCGCUGAUGACAACUUCUCUUCCAUCGUGGCCGCCGUUGAAGAAGGCCGAGCUAUUUACAACAACAUGAAGCAGUUCAUCAGAUACCUCAUCUCCUCCAAUGUGGGGGAGGUCGUCUGCAUCUUCCUCACUGCUGCACUUGGCUUCCCUGAGGCUCUGAUCCCAGUUCAGCUGCUCUGGGUCAACCUGGUGACUGAUGGCCUCCCAGCCACCGCCUUGGGCUUCAACCCCCCAGAUCUGGACAUCAUGGAGAAGCCUCCUCGUAACGCUAAGGAGCCCCUCAUCUCUGGAUGGCUCUUCUUCAGAUACCUGGCCAUUGGAUGUUAUGUGGGUGCAGCCACAGUGGGAGCUGCUGCCUGGUGGUUUACUCUCUCUGAAGAAGGACCUCAACUCUCUCUGUAUCAGCUGAGCCACUUCCUGCAGUGUGGCCCAGACAACCCCGAAUUCGACGGCCUGGACUGCCACGUGUUUGAGUCGCCCUACCCAAUGACCAUGGCCCUGUCUGUGCUCGUCACCAUUGAGAUGUGCAACGCUCUCAACAGUCUGUCAGAAAACCAGUCCCUGCUGCGGAUGCCUCCAUGGGAGAACAUUUGGCUCCUGGGGGCCAUCUGCCUCUCUAUGUCCCUCCACUUCCUCAUCCUCUAUGUGGAACCUCUGCCUGUCAUUUUCCAGAUCACGCCUCUGGAUACAACCCAGUGGAUGAUGGUGCUGAAGAUCUCCCUGCCCGUCAUCCUGCUGGAUGAGGUGCUAAAGUUUAUGGCCAGGAACUACUUGGAAUUUGGUAAACAGCUGGAGAAACCGGCCAGCAAAGGCUGCUCUAUGUCUGCAUGCGCCGAGGGCAUCUCCUGGCCCUUCGUGGCCAUCUCCCUGCCCCUGGUGCUGUGGAUCUACAGCACCGACACUAACGUGUCCUCCAUGCUGUGGCCCUGACUGACUCCAGUACACUACCCUCCCUGUGCACAAGUGUGAAGUGGACAUUAACACACACACCUAACACGGUUACAUUAACUCGGAACCAACUCACAGUCAACACUUGCACCUGCUCUGACGGUCUGUCCGCCGUCAGACAUUUUGUAUUUAGGACAUUUUCACUGAUACAUGUUUUUGGGUGGGGGGGGGCUGGGAUUAGUCAUAUUUUAAUGACUUUGACUGACGUAUGUCUAAUGUGUUUUUAUUUUACCAUCAUGCAUCGAUCACCUGUUUUGAACAGUUAGAGAUGCCCACCGUGUCGGAGCUGUGUUGAGCUGUACAGAGAAUUUACACUAUUUUAUAAUAAUUAAUAUUUUGUAAUUUUUGGGAGGGGCUCUGGUGACCAGAAUGCUGGGUGUGAUGAGAGGGUGUAAUUCUAAGGACCGUGUAGUACAAUACUAAUUUUGGGGGUAAAGAAUAUAUAUUUGCCCUGGCAUGAAUCUCUAUAGUUAUUUUUGAGCUCCAUGCGUAAUCAUUUAUUAUUUUCUGCAGUAGGCAGAGCACAGCUACCUCAAUGCUGUUAAUAUGACCAUAACUAACACAUUUAUCAUGUCGACCAUUUCAUACUUUAUCAUUUGAAGUGUUGAGGUAAGCACCAAUUUGUUUUGCAGUAGAGACAAAGCCCUCACACACAUUUUUAAUGAUUUUAAAAAAUAUAUAUUUCUGUUAUUGGAGGAAAAAGAUGUUACCAGUUUGAUUCCAGCAUUACUAUUUUUUGAUAAAGUCUGUUGUUAAAUUUGUUUACUUGAAAACACAUUUGUCUUGAUUUUUUUUUUUUUUAAGUGUGAUUUUUGAGAUUCGUGGUUAAUUCUAGUCAUCUUUCUGAUGUAUGUAUAAUGUGCACAUACUGUACUUGAAUGUGUUUUUAAAAAAAAACGCACCAAGAAGCUGUUAGUCUUAACUGAGCACAACAUGUACGAGCGGCCAUUGGAGUGUAUAUCUGUACAUAGCACACAAAGUAGAAUCUGUGUAGAUUUUUGUUGUUGGCAAAAUGCUCCAUACAUUUACACGAGUUUACUUCAGCGUGGUCUGCAUGCCUGCUCCAAUAAUACCAGGCCAGUGAGUUUUCUUUUUUAGUUUUCAAAGCUAACUGUCGUUUCUUCCAAUGCCUUCCACCCGUUUACCUGCAGAGUGAGUACACUUUGACCUGCAUGCCAACUAGCGCUCUCAUGUUUGCAGGGUUGCACACGCCGCUUUUCUGUCUGUCGUUGCACAUACGGGAAUGUACGGAAGACGAUUGGGGCCACAUAUGAAACAUUUAUUUGAGUUCUGACUUUAUUCUCAGAAUUCUGACUUUUUUUUCUAAAGAAAUACUUUUUUCCCAUCAGAAUUCUGAGUUUUAAAGUCAGAACUCGCAUCAAUUUUUCACAUGGCCCUAAUCCUCUUCUGUAGGAAGAAAAGCAACGGCAGCUCAUAUCUUUUCUUUCUGUCUUUCUUUAAAUAUACUUCUAAUGGUACAACAGUUCAGAGGAGGAGAAUGAAGGGGAGUUUGUGUUUGAGAAAAUGCCUUCGGUGUCACCAAGUGCCAGGUUACAGAGUAGUAAUAAGAGCCUUUUUGCAUCUGAAGCUGGCACCUUGUCAGUGGUGCUGGUUAUUUUUGACUGUAGACUGGCAGCAUGUUUUGGCAGGGACAUUUAAGUGCCCCACACACCACCAUAGGACAUGUGUUACUGUCUUUUUUUUUUUUUAAUUGCAUUUGUCUUUUGACCUCUGCUUGUCCAUAGCAUGACCUUUUUAAUAUAUCUAUUUCCUGAAAAGUACUGAUGGAAUGAAAUGAUUUGCUGCUUUCUCUCUGACAUCCACUGAUUUGAUUCUUCCUCUCUUCUGUUUUUUUCUUUGCAGCAAAGGACAAAUAAGCCCACCUCUACUCUAAAUUCCUCGCAGAAACUUUUGGUUUUGAUUUGUGUUGUGCAUGUGUGUGAUUUGGGCAGCACAUCUUACAAGAGCUGCAUGUCAGUUAAGUAAUAUGAAGACGGAGGUUUGUAAAGGUCAUCCAUCAUUUUUUUUUUUUUUUAUAGACUGGCCAUAAAUGUCUGAAAACUAGCCAACCCCACCUCAUCAGUCCCUCCAUCGUCCUGCAUGAAGAGCCUUAGAUUACAGUUCUCAUGCCAUCUCUUUAGACAGAGAUCUUAGUACAGUGUACAGUAAAUUGUACUAUAUUCCAUGGUGCAUGUCCGCUGAAUCAGCCAUCUGUUUUACCAGACUUGUGUAAUAGACCAUGUAUAGUAUUGGUAAAUAGACUAGACAUUCGUCAAAUAGUACAAAUGUUAAAUAAGCUCAAAAAAACAGUUCAUCUUUCCUAAGGAAAUACUUUUAUGGGAUAUUUAAAAACCAAACAGCCUUUUUUUUCUUCUUCUUUGCUUUGCACUGAGAUGUGCAACAUGUUUGGAGCAGAUUUUGCCUGGGAUGGUGGUUGUGCAGCGGUGUCAUGAUGUAUACGUUUUACCAUGAGAACGACGGGCAGUCCCUCCUCUGGCAUUUUUUGCCAAACUGCUGUACUGUAUUUUCAGAGAUGAUUGUACAAUGUAUCACAUGAACUUUGGUUUCAGGUAAAUAAAACUGUCAUACGUG
Messenger RNA from Larimichthys crocea (large yellow croaker), 6410 nucleotides. Its product is annotated as sarcoplasmic/endoplasmic reticulum calcium ATPase 2. The record is from RefSeq and is a predicted model, not a curated record. Gene Ontology annotation, biological process: calcium ion transport. NCBI's taxonomy places the organism in Eukaryota, Metazoa, Chordata, Actinopteri, Sciaenidae. Bases 678 to 3800 code for a protein of 1040 amino acids. Gene Ontology annotation, molecular function: P-type calcium transporter activity; ATP binding; ATP hydrolysis activity. The transcript has 20 exons. Gene Ontology annotation, cellular component: membrane.